Messenger RNA from Pectinophora gossypiella (pink bollworm), 2539 nucleotides. RefSeq names its product excitatory amino acid transporter 3 (gene Eaat2). Lineage: Eukaryota; Metazoa; Arthropoda; Insecta; Lepidoptera; Gelechiidae. Gene Ontology annotation, molecular function: L-glutamate transmembrane transporter activity; glutamate:sodium symporter activity; neutral L-amino acid transmembrane transporter activity. The transcript is spliced from 10 exons. Gene Ontology annotation, biological process: L-glutamate transmembrane transport. The record is from RefSeq and is a predicted model, not a curated record. Gene Ontology annotation, cellular component: plasma membrane. The coding region runs from base 325 to 1854 and encodes 509 amino acids.
UAGCCCGUGACAAUCGUUUCGGUGCAAUAAAAGAAAAAUAAAAUUAAAAAAAAAUAAUUGGCUUUAUCAAAUUAUUUCCAUUGCCGCUAAAAACUUGCACAAAUAUUCAUAUUUUACGAAAAAGUUACGCGUUCUUGGUAAUAUUCGAAAUUCAAUUUCAAACUGUUGGCGCGAAAUACUUUUUUGACAGUAUAAAAGUUAUAUUUUCUGAUGUUCUAUUUUUAAUUUUACUAGAUUUAAAAAACCUGAUUUUUGUUCUCAACUUUGGCAGUUGUACAAAAAAGCAUCAAAAUUAAGCAGUUAAAAGAAUACUUGUUUGCGAAGAUGGGCCCUGCGGAUCGAGGGCCGAAGACCACGGAAGACCGGUCGGCUCCUAAAGAGAAGACUGGGUGGCGGAAAUGUCUGGCGGAAAACGUGAUGCUGCUAGCAAUCCUCGUCGGCGUACUUGUCGGGGUUGCUUUAGGUCUGUCCCUCCGUCCUCUUCAUCUUACCUCAGAGAUGUUGAUGCUUUUAAGUUAUCCUGGUGAACUGUUCAUGAGAGUCCUUAAACUUAUGAUUCUACCCCUGAUCAUCGCUAGCUUGAUUGCUAGUUCUGCAAGUCUUAAUGCCAAGAUGAGCGGAAAGAUUGCAGUGAGAACGCUGGUUUACUUCGUCCUGACUUCAAUGUUUAACGCCUUCCUUGGUAUUGUCUUGGCCACUUUAUUGCGGCCAGGAGAAGUCAAAUUGCCUGAUCAUAUCGUUCCUGAGGUGGAAAUUAAAGGAGAACGGAGCGUUUUUCACAGUAUUAUGGACAUCGGCCGAAAUAUUUUCCCAGACAAUAUAGUUGAGGCAACAUUCCAACAAACGUACACGGAAUAUGUUCCUUCGCCAGUCAGAAAUGGUACAACGGUCAUGGUUCCAGUCGUUUCUUAUAGAUCAGGCACUAACACCAUUGGCCUUGUUUUCUUCUGCCUCGUGUUCGGCAGCAUCCUGGGCUCCAUAGGUCCGAAAGGCCAAGUGGUCAUUGACUUCUUCCAAGCUAUCUUCGAGGUGAUCAUGAAGAUGGUGUCAGGGGUUAUGUGGUGCACUCCGUUGGGUGUCACCAGCGUUGUGGCUGGGAAGAUUCUUGCUCUUGAUGACGUCGGACAAGUGCUUUCUCAACUCGGCUGGUUCAUAGCAACCGUCGCUAUUGGAGUCUACUUCUACCAACUGAUUGUCAUGCAGUUCAUCUACUUCGUCUUCUUGAGGAAAAACCCUUACAAAUUCUAUUGGAAACUCUCCAAUGCUAUGAUGACUGCUUUCGCUACUGCUUCAACAGCUGCAGCUCUUCCAGUGACAUUCAAGACCAUGGAAGGUCCUCUACGAGUGGACCCUCGCAUCACUCGCUUCGUCCUUCCCAUCGGUUGCAAUAUCAACAUGGAUGGAACAGCGUUAUUCUUGGCUAUUGCUAGCGUCUUCAUCUGUCAGAUGAACAACAUGUGCUUAGGGCUUGUCCAGUUGGCUACCAUAUUUCUAGCGUGCACAGCGGCUUCCGUGUCUUCAGCGUCGGUGCCUUCAGCGGCUCUAGUGCUGCUUCUGGUCGUGCUGUCUGCAGUAGAUGCGCCCACGCAUGAUGUGUCAUUAUUGUUCGCUGUUGAUUGGCUGGUAGAUCGAAUCAGGACUACGAAUAACAUGCUUGGUGACUGCUACGCUGCAGCGGUUGUCGAACACCUCUCCAAGAAUGAGCUGAUGGCUUGUGAUGCUGCUUCUAUGGAGUCAACAGUAUCAGUACCUACCGCCCCUACUCCUCAUACUGAAGAAGCAGCAGUCACUCCAGGGAAAAAGUCUAUUAUUUCCGAACAAAUCGCUAUAGAUAUGCAUUUACAAACUAUUUAAGCAAGUUUUUCUUGUUGGUAUAUUACUCGCACGUGCAGAAAGCUAAUGGCAUAUAUUAUUAGGAAUGAGAUUGGGAACUUUAUAGCAAUGGCUAGAUUUUGACUCAGGUAUACACUCAGGUAUAAGCUAAUAGGUUUCAUCAUUCAUAGGAACAUCAGUAAGUAUUAGUAAGUGCUUUGGAAAAGAUACUGUACGGUUGUCUGUCUGAGUCGAAUACGUUUCUAUAGAUUUUCCAGUCUGAUGAAUCGAUUAUAGUGAGACAUAGGCCUUGUUAGAGAAUUCAGGUAAUCAAUGAUAAUAAUAGAAUGUAGUCAUCGUUAGAGUUUGUGUUUGAUUGAUAUUGGGGGAUCUAAUAAGGUUUUCAGGUUGCCAAGCUAAUACCUACCUAUAAUUUAUUCUCACCAAACAGUUGUUGAAGUUUUUGAUAUUAAUGUUGUUUUUUUGUUUAUUGUCUCUGGUAAAUACUACAUUUUGACAAAUGUAUUACGGGUUCGUAAAGUUAUUAAAUCUGUCUGCAAUUUUCACUAUGUGUCUCAAAUUUGUAGACAUUUUUGUGAUCCAUUGAAUUAACAUGUCAUGUUGGCACUGAUAUUUGUUAGGGCUACAAUUUCUACGAUCCGUUUACCAGACAAUUUUUUAUUGUCAAUUUGUAUUGUAAUGACUAAUCAACGUUUAUAAAACUAAA